UCGCUUGCGACGUGGCAAAAUAUAAACUGUUGGAGUAAGUGAUGUCUUAUUCACACACGAAAAAAAUACAAACUUUAUCAUUAGAAAAGCAUACACACACCUAGAAGAAAUUACAAAAAUGGCUCUUCACUGCAAUUCUCUUGCUUUUAAUCCUUAUAGAACCAGACCCUUGUCUGGAUUUAAUCUGUUCUCACCUUCUAACAAUCUUUCGUUAGACUGUAAAACCCCAAUCUGCAUUACCUCCAGCUCAUUGAAGCUACCAAAGAAAAGGCUGCAUAAGGCUGUUUCUGCAGUAGUCUCUGAUGAAACUGCAGUCGGAUCGAGUUCUAUUGGCGCUGAUGAUGUGUUCAAACUCACUUACUUAGAGGGAAACAGUUGGCUAUGGGAGGUUAAUGGAGUCAAUAUUUUGGUUGAUCCAAUAUUGGUGGGUAAUUUGGAUUUUGGUAUUCCUUUCCUAUAUGAUGCUGCUAAGAAGUAUUUAAAGACUUUUCAGCUUAGUGAUCUUCCUGAUGUGGACUUAUUGCUGAUAACUCAAAGUCUUGAUGAUCAUUGCCACUUGAAAACCUUGAAGCCGCUUUCUGAAAAAUUGCCAAACCUUAGAGUCAUUGCAACCCCUAAUGCUAAGCCUUUGUUGGAUCCACUUUUCAGCAAUGUCACGUAUUUAGAACCUGGUGAGAGCUCUGAACUUCAAGGCAAAAAUGGUUCUAAAGUCAGAGUUAAAGCUACUGCUGGGCCAAUCCUGGGACCACCAUGGCAGCGCCCUGAGAAUGGGUACCUUGUCUAUUCUCCAGAAGGCCAGAUGACUCUCUACUAUGAACCCCACUGUGUAUACAACAAGAAUUUUCUUGAGAAGGAACAUGCGGAUAUUGUUAUUACACCAGUAAUAAAGCAGCUUCUACCUAAAUUCACUUUGGUUUCUGGACAAGAAGAUGCCGUCAAAUUAGCUAAGUUGCUGAACGCCAAGUUCAUUGUAGCAAUGAAAAAUGGAGACCUGGACAGCAAAGGCUUUCUUGCUAGAAUCAUCGAGUCGGAGGGAACAUUAGAAUCAUUCAAGGAACUUUUGGCGAAGGAACUACCGGAUGCUCGGGUAUUAGAGCCUACACCUGGUGUUCCACUUGAAAUUACAGCUGCUUGAGAUUUCCAUGGGGAAUUAACUGCUGAUUCUGAAUAGCAGGCAGUUUAUGUAAGUUCAUCAGAUUAUACAUAGACCAUGUUAAUAUCGUAUAAAUAUGGAGCCUUAGAAUGGCUAUCUAGUAUCUAGGUUGAGCUUAACACACUUGCCUCUUAGGAGUUAUAGAAUUUUUAAACAGUAAUUAAGUAAAUCUGAAGCUUGUUAUGGCAUUGGUCUGAAAUAUAAAUGUACGUCAUUCUUGGCAAGUUUGCCUAGAUUAAAAAACAAAAAUUGCAUUAUUUAAUUGGUGCAAUUGUAUUGCAAUUAUUAUGGGAUUGCUAAUUUGCUAUCCUAGGGUUUUCUUGAA
This is a messenger RNA of Mercurialis annua (annual mercury), 1478 nucleotides long. RefSeq lists its product as uncharacterized. The record is from RefSeq and is a predicted model, not a curated record. Bases 119 to 1135 code for a protein of 338 amino acids. NCBI's taxonomy places the organism in Eukaryota, Viridiplantae, Streptophyta, Magnoliopsida, Malpighiales, Euphorbiaceae. The transcript is spliced from 8 exons.